UUUGUCACAGCAAGAAAAAAAGAUCAAUUUAGGAUUCAGGGUUGAUCUAAAAUGAGAGUGUGGACUCUCUCUGCUUCUUCCACUGUGAGGAGAAUCGCAAAGGAUCCUGUUGGUAGCAUUUUCUUUCAGCUUGUGCGUUUGGAUUUCCGCGGAUGUGAUGACAACUGGUCGAAUUUGCUUAUGCACGUCCUCCGACAUUCCCCUGUACUUCAAACUCUCAACUUUGUUGUACUGGACUAUGGCCUGAGCAACUGGAAUCUUGAGCGAGGUGUCAAGGUUCGUUGGAUUCAGCCGAGCUGUGUUCCCGAAUGUUUGUUGUUCCAUCUCAAAACCUUUGAGUGGAAAGAGUACAAUGGAACAGAAGAUGAGAAACAAGUGGCAGUUUAUAUACUGAAGAACGCGAGGUGAUUAGUGACCGCAACUGUCUUCCCUGAUUCACUCAUGCUGAACAAAUGUCGGGUGUUUAAAGAAUUAGAAAUUGCAACGAGGGGUUCAAGGGCAUGUGAGCUCACAAUGGGUUAAAAAAAGAAAGUUAGUUUUAGCUAACUUAUUUAGCUAACUAUGGCCCUGUUCGUUUACGUCUCGCGCGGCUUGCGACCUGCGACUAAGAUUACGUUCGUUUACGUGUCGCGCGACUUGCGACUUGCGACCUGCGAUUAAACCUGUGAUGUGCGACUAAAACUAUGUUCGUUUACGUGUCGCAGAUAAUGUUCGUUUACGUAUCGCGCGACCUGCGAUCUGCGACAUGUGAUCAGUCGCGCGAUCAAAAUUUUCUUAAUUUUUAGUCGCUGUUUUUUCGGACGACUUGAAUGGGAAUCCGCGACUGAUCGUGCGAUCAGUCGCGCGACAUCAAAACGAACAACAACCUGCGAUUUGCGACAUGCGACCAAUCGUAUGGCGUAUGUUACGCGACAGCAAAACGAACAACAACCUGCGAUCAGUCGCAGGUCGUAUGUCACAUGUCGCGCGAUAGGUAAACGAACAUGGCCUAUGUUUGUCACUGACCAAUUGAAGAUUGAACAUUUACAAACAGAGCAAUGAAGUGUUGAUUUUAGUUAUUUAUGUACCCCAAUCGAUUCUUAAUUUGUGUUCUUUCUAAUAAAAACAAAAUCAAUAUAUAUUCAAAAUCCAAACCAACUAUCCAAAUAAACUGUUUAUAUCAAAAAAAA
Molecule: messenger RNA, 1169 nt
Organism: Brassica napus (rape)
Lineage: Eukaryota; Viridiplantae; Streptophyta; Magnoliopsida; Brassicales; Brassicaceae
Product: FBD-associated F-box protein At3g49020-like
Exons: 3
Coding region: 52-408 (118 amino acids)
Source: RefSeq, a predicted model, not a curated record